UGGAAAUGUUCUUUUAUUCAUUUUUUGUGGUUUUUUUUCCUUUUAACUUUCCAGGCUGUGAAUGAGACCAGUGACUGCUUUCUGACAAACAGAGUCCUAGAAAAGUAUUAUCUCUCCACCAUGUAUACCCUUGAGUUCAUCUUAGGCUUCAUUGGAAACACCAUUGUGGUGUUUGGCUAUAUCUUCUGCCUGAAAAAAUGGAAAAGUGGCAACAUCUACCUGUUCAAUUUAUCCCUAUCAGAUUUGUUAUUUCUCUGUACUCUGCCAGUAUUGGUGAACAGCUACUCCCACGAUCAGUGGGCAAAGCAGGACAUCCUGUGCCACAGCAACAGAUUCCUGCUGCAUGCCAACCUGUACAGCAGCAUCCUCUUCCUCACUGCUGUCAGCGUUGACCGGUACAUGCUCAUAAAACACCCCUUCAGGGACCACGUCCUUCAGCAGAGGAGAACGGCUGUCCUGGUGUCCGUUGCCAUCUGGGUCGGGGUGAUCCUGGAGCUGCUGCCACUGGUGCAUUUCCUGGAGCCUCUGACACCUGCCAAUAAUUACAAGUGUCUUGAUUAUGCGAGCUCUGGAGACCCCGCAGAAAACCUCAUCUAUAGCAUGUUCCUGACUGUCUUUGGGUUCCUCAUCCCUCUCCUGAUCAUGUGCUGCUUCUACGUGAAGAUGGUUCGUUUUCUUAAAAACAGGAGUGAGCAACUCAGCUCUCCCCUGACCCUCGAGAAGCCUCUCACCCUCGUGGUCCUCACCGUGGUGAUCUUCUCCCUGCUCUUCACUCCCUACCACGUCAUGCGCAACGUCCGCCUCGCUUCCCGAAUCCCGGCCCUGAGCGUCCCCGAGUGCACCCAGGGCAUCAUCAGCACCAUUUACGUCAUCACGAGACCCGUUGCCUUUCUGAACAGUGCCAUUAAUCCUGUUUUCUAUUUCCUCAUGGGUGACCACUUCAGAGAGAUGCUGAUGGCCAAAGCAGGGCAGCUCUUGCGCAGGCUGACGAUCGCCAGGUAGUGAGUAAGGAAGGAGAGCCCCUGGUAGUGGGAGAGGGCAGGGAGGGAACUCCCUAGGGAGAACAAUCAGUCAUGUGCCAUUUUUUUUAGAUAACCUUAUUUAUGCUGUAGAAUAAGUGUGAGCUGAUUGUGUUCCUGGAAAUGCACCUGUUACCUUAUUGUACAGGAGACCUGCUGCUGAGCUGCCUCCAGCAGACCGGGAGAGGUGCUCACUCCCAGCAGUACAGGAGGACCCUGCUCUCGGAGCACAGUACCCCCCAGCACAUCAAUAUUGUAAACAAAAGACCAUCAAGUCAGCUCUUGGAGGGAAAAACACACUGCUCUCAAAUAACUGCUUUGUGAGCCAUGAUGUGAUGCUGGGCUGGAGCGGGGGUGGGCUAAAACGAAUGUGUCUUUGUACUCAGCAGGACAGCCAGGCAAGCUCACAGGGCCAUUCUCACAGUCACUUAGCAGAGUAUGGAGCUACCUACCUUUAAUGUAGUUGUCUAUAAGUGCCAGCAGAAUGUAUGGCCUGAGGCAGAAUUUGGACCUUGGAGUUCAGACUUCAUUAGCAGUUCUGCUAAUGAACCAGGAGCUAACAAGGAGCCAGUCCCUGCCUGACAUCCCUGUGGGAUCGAUUGGCAGCACAGCUUAUUCUCCAAUGGACUGUCCCACGUUCAGAUGGAAAGGGGGAAGAGAUCAGUGGAAUAAUGACCCUGUAGGAGUUUGGGCUGGAGAAGGAGCUGCCUGGAGGGAGUGGGGACAGGGUGUAGCCAGCCCCCUUCCCUGCCUGCAUCCCUGCAGGAGAUGAGGAGCCCCCAGCCCUGCCUAGGGACUCGCUGCUCCACAGCUCGGGGAACAGGACACCCACUGGGUCCCAUCCAGGUCACCCUGGGUUCAGCUCUCUCUGCUGUGUCGAUCAUCUUCAACUGCUUCACUGUGCCAGAGAUAGCAGCCCCAGAUAAUAAACCCUGCAUCCUGCUUAAAAAAAUA
This is a messenger RNA of Manacus vitellinus (golden-collared manakin), 1973 nucleotides long. RefSeq names its product succinate receptor 1 (gene SUCNR1). NCBI's taxonomy places the organism in Eukaryota, Metazoa, Chordata, Aves, Passeriformes, Pipridae. Gene Ontology annotation, molecular function: G protein-coupled receptor activity. The transcript has a single exon. Gene Ontology annotation, biological process: G protein-coupled receptor signaling pathway. The record is from RefSeq and is a predicted model, not a curated record. The annotation marks the transcript as partial. Gene Ontology annotation, cellular component: plasma membrane.